Molecule: messenger RNA, 4802 nt
Organism: Sceloporus undulatus (fence lizard)
Lineage: Eukaryota; Metazoa; Chordata; Lepidosauria; Squamata; Phrynosomatidae
Gene: NOTCH4
Product: notch receptor 4
Exons: 24
Coding region: 1-4341 (1446 amino acids)
Biological process (GO): cell differentiation; Notch signaling pathway; multicellular organism development
Cellular component (GO): membrane
Molecular function (GO): calcium ion binding; Notch binding
Source: RefSeq, a predicted model, not a curated record
AUGGAGAACUAUGAGAAUGUGUCCUCUCUUGGAAAGAAUUGCCAGCUGAUGGACUUCUGCCCAGCGAACCCAUGUGCCAAUGGCGGGACGUGUGUCAUCACCUAUCCAGUCAUCGUCUGCCAAUGCCAGCCGGGAUUUGAAGGGCACACAUGUCAACAUGAUGUCAAUGAGUGUUUUGGAGACACUAACCCCUGCCUCAAUGGAGGACGGUGCAUUAAUAAUGUGGGCUCUUUCCGUUGUGUCUGCCCUCCCAACUCCUCUGGUCCCCUCUGCCAGUACCACAUGGGGCAUUGUUCCCCAGAAGUCUGCCUGCAUGGUGGCACAUGCCAUGAUGUGGAUGAACGAUACCAUGGCUGCCUGUGUCUCCCAGGCUACACAGGUCAGUACUGCGAAGUGAACCCAGAUGACUGUGUUGGGCAUCAAUGCAGCAAUGGGGGCACAUGCCAGGAUGAACUGGGGUCAUAUUCCUGCCAUUGUCCCCCAGGCUGGACAGGACUCCAUUGUCACCUUCAUGAUGCCUGCCUCAGCAGCCCAUGUCACCCAGAUGCACACUGUGACACUGACCUCCUGACCGGCCACACGGUUUGCACCUGCCAGCAAGGUUACACCGGAGCCUUGUGCUACGAUGACAUCAAUGAGUGCCAGAUGGGUGCAAAUCCCUGUGAACAUGGCGGAAGCUGUCAGAAUACGCUUGGCUCUUUUACCUGCCGCUGCCCUGAAGGCUACACUGGUUCGCGCUGCGAAUCCAACCUCAACGAGUGCCUCAGUCAGCCCUGUCAUAAUGGAGCCUCCUGUCUUGACUUGCUGGGCCAAUUCCAGUGCCUCUGCCCUUCAGGAUUUGGUGGUCCAUUAUGUGAAGUUGAAGAAUGUGUCACAAAUCGCUGCCUCAAUGGGGGAACCUGCCUCCCACAAAGCCAAGGAUUUUCCUGCAAGUGUCUCCCUGGCUUCGAGGGACCCCGAUGCAAGCGGGAGGUGGAUGGCUGUGCUAGUAACCCCUGUAGGAAUGGGGGCCAGUGCCAGAAUUCAGUGGGGGGUUUCCACUGCACCUGCCUGCCAGGUUUUGAGGGACACCAGUGUGAGAGAGAGGCUGACUUGUGCCACAGUGGGCCCUGUGGACAUGGAACCUGUGUGAACACCCCAAGCUCCUUCACAUGCAUCUGCUCUCCAGGCUUCACAGGACCCUUCUGCAUGGAACUCAGCGACCCCUGCCAGAACUGGCAGUGCCUCAAUGGAGGUACUUGCCAGGAAACAGAAACUGGGCUGCAUUGUAUUUGUCUGCCAGGUUGGACAGGCCAAGAUUGUGCCACAGAGAUCAAUGCCUGCAAUUCCAGCCCUUGUCAUCAAGGAGGCACAUGUCUGAGCCAACGAGGUUCCUUCACUUGCCUCUGCCCCAGUGGCUACCAAGGGACAACAUGUGAAGAAGAUGUGGACGAAUGCCAGUCAAGCCCCUGCCUCCAUUCUGGAUCCUGCCUUAACAGCCCUGGAACGUUCCAUUGCCUUUGUCCAAAGGGUUACACAGGAGUGAGGUGUCAAGUGAUCAUAGACCUUUGUUCGCCUAAUCCUUGUGGACAUGGAGGCCAAUGUGUAGUAAAAGAGUCUGCCCCUCAUUGUCUCUGCCGUCCAGGUUGGGCUGGCCCUCGAUGCCAACACCAGUCAAGCCAGAAUGGGGAUAACUGCACAAAGCUGGCUGGAGGGUUCAGCUGUCAGUGCCUUCAAGGGGGGAAGUGUCUAAAUGGAGGAACUUGCACCAAGAUCUCAGGUGGAUUUCGCUGCUUGUGCCCACCAGGGACCAUAGGUCCCCAUUGUGAUGUGGAUCCCUGUUCUCUCCCUGGUCCCCAUUGCUACUAUGGAGGCACCUGUGUGGCUCAGCCUGAAGGGUUUUCUUGCAUCUGCCCCUCUGGGUAUGUUGGCAAGCGGUGUGAGGGGGUGGUGGAUGCCUGCUUCUCCCAGCCUUGCCACCGACCCGGUGCCCACGACUGCCAAUCCACUGAUCAUGGAUUCCACUGUUUGUGCACCUCAGGAUACACAGGGAGACUGUGUGAAUCUGUGAUUGACAGCUGUCAGACCAAUCCCUGCCUCAAUGGUGGAAGCUGUAGCAUAAUGCCUGAUCAUCCUCUUGAAUUUAUCUGCCACUGUCCACAGGGGUUUGAAGGAACCACAUGUAACCAGAACACACCAGCUUGUGGUCUCUUCUACUGUCACAAUGGUGGGGUUUGCAUUUCACCUCAGUCCAGACCACUUUGCCUCUGUGUGGGAGGCUUCUCUGGACCAGACUGCCGCCAGCCUCCCUGUUCUUCCGGUUCCUGCACAGCUACCAAUGGUACCUACGAAAUCGAAUGCCAGCAGACAGCAAGAGAUGGGCGUUGUGACCGGGCCUGCAGUUCCCCUGAAACCAAUUGGGAUGGGGGCGAUUGUUCCUUGGGCUUGUUAGAUCCUUGGAAGAGUUGCCCAAAGCAGGAGCUGUGCCAGGUGGCUUUCCAGAAUGGGCAUUGCCAGCGCUUUUGUGACAAUGAGGAUUGCCUUUAUGAUGGAUUUGACUGUGUCCAGCAGAAGGAGUGCAACCCGUCUUAUGCACGAUAUUGCCAGGACCGCUUCGCUGACGGACACUGCGACCGAGGGUGCAAUGUGGCUUCCUGCAGCUGGGAUGGAGGAGACUGCUUGUCAUAUCCUGUCCCCGUGAAGGCACCAAUCUUGGGCCUGGUGGUCCUGAUGCCACGGGAAGACCUGCCUCAGUUUCUUCAUUCCCUAAUAGUUGCCACACAAGCGGCAUUACAGAUUCAGCGGGAUUCUGAGGGCAAAGAGCGAAUUUAUCCCUACACAGGGAAGGAAGAGCUUGGAAGUAGGAGUAACUGGACUCAGAAAAAGACUUCUGCAGCACGGACCAUUGGUUUCACCAUCUUCCUGGUUGUGGACAAGACCUUAUGCUCAGGCCUGUGUCCCACAUCCCCCGAAUCUGUCCUGAAUAUUUUGGGGGCCUUAUCAGCUAAAGGAGUUCUUGAAUCCUUCAUUCCAUAUCCAUUGGUAGCUGCCUGGACUGAGUCAGUGGAAAAUGAUUCACAGACUUCAGUUCCUCGUUUUUCUGGGCCCCUCCUCUACGGCGUGGUGGCUGGAGUUCUGGUCAUAGCAUUGGUCAUCUUUGUUGGGGUAUGGAGGAUCCGCCGGCCCCAACACCGGGAACAUGGUUCACUUUGGUUCCCACCUGGAUUUUCUCCACGCCAAGGCAAGAAGCGUCGUCGUCGUAGAGAACCUGUAGGAGAAGAUGCUAUUGGGCUAAAGCCAAGGAAACAGGAGAUUGAAUUUGUAGAGGAGCCUGAUAUGUUUUCCAGUUCCCAUUUUGAUGGACCACUGGACACCAAAGAGGAUGAUCCUGAUUACAUCUCAGUCCCAGAUCAGAGCCAGCCUAAGCCUAAGAAGCAGCUACAAUUCAGCACGCCAACGCAGGCACAGGACACCAAGCCAAAGAAUGUGAAAAAUCGAGAACCAGUUUGUGGCUUGACACCAUUGGCCCAUUCUCCUGGCUUGGAAGUGGAGGGAUCCUGGACAGACCGGCAAACCCACACCUCUGGAGAAACACCUCUUCACUUAGCCGCUCGCUUCUCCCGUGCGGACGCUGCCCGUCGACUUCUGGCCUCUGGAGCUGAUGUCAAUGCCCGUGACCAGUGGGGACGGACUCCCUUGCACAGUGCGGUAGCAGCCGAUGCAUUGGGUGUCUUCCAGAUCCUUCUCCGGCAAAGACAAACAGAUUUGGAUGCAUCGGCACAUGAUGGCUCCACCCCACUAAUCCUUGCCACACGGCUGGCAGUUGAAAAUAUGGUGGAGGAGCUGGUGGCAAAUCAUGCAGAUGUCAGGGCCACAGACAAACGAGGAAAGAGUGCCCUCCACUGGGCUGCAGCCGUGAAUAAUGUCCGUGCCACCCUCAUCCUGUUGAAAAAUGGAGCUGACAAGGAUGCCCAGGACAAUCGGGCCCAGACCCCUCUGUUCCUGGCUGCCCAAGAGGGGAGCUACAAAGUAGCCUGCCUUCUCCUCCAACAUGGAGCCACACAGAACAUCCAGGACCACCUGGGACGCCUUCCAAAGGACGUGGCACGGGAGCGCCUCCACCAUGACAUCCUAUCCCUCUUGGACCACCCUUCUCCCUCUUGUGUGACUGGGCAGCUCUCACCACAUAGACCACGGCCAAAGGCCCACCGGGCCAUGACCAACCUACACAGGUUACCAGGGCAAACUGGCCACCUGCAACUAACUCCUGUGCCUGAGAAUGAAGGCCUUUCCAAGGAGCUGCCUUCUCCCAGGCUGCCAAGAAGUUCACCAGAAGAUGCCACUGGGCCACUUGCUGAGUGACUCUGCCCCUUCUGGGUGUGGAAUGAACAGCCGAGAGCAUGGGGGUACAGUGGCAUUAGGUUGAGCCACUGUGAAGUGCCCUCCCCAGCAAUGUCAGGCCAGGAAUGAUGAUACCACAGGAAGGCACCAUGAGUGCAGGCACUUUGUUGUGUUGCAGCUCCUGGAGUGGUUCUGACACCUGUGGUUCUGACAUCUGCGUGGAAGGAUGAUGACGUUCUUGGUGUGAUAUCGGAGGCUGCCCACGAACAUUUUUGACAUCAUACAUGAUGAUGUCACACAGCAAGGGGAGGCAGUCAGCGGUGAUAAUGUUCCACAUAGCCCAAAGUACAGAGUGACCUUCAUCAGGUUUUUCUAUAGGAAAAGGGGUGGAUGAGCUAAAAACCAGUAAGUCUGAAAAACUCUUCACCCAACUUUUCCAAUGUGUAAUUUACUAAUACACAUCUUAUUACAAUUUGUCACUA